AGUACCGUGUGUUGGUAUAAAUCUGUCGCAAAACCCUGUGAACUAUGUGGAGUCUGUUUGGAAUUCACCGGUCUAACUUUCCAUGUCAGCCAUGUUGGAGAUGUAUGUAACGUAACUGUAUUUGUCUCGCACGGAACGUAAACUCGCGGUGAUUGAGGGUACUUGGCGUUUGACGUGAAGGUGACGGUAGCUGUGCUUUGUUUUAUUCAAUCGAGUCACAGGAUUCCCGAUGACAGCGAUUUGUGGCUCUAUUGUUUAGGUGCUGACAGUGUACGGGGAAUCGUGAUGGGACGUCAUUAACACUGGGAGCUGGUAUUGCCCAAUGUUUUUAUUUGGACUAGGCCUUGCAGAAGCGUGCAAGUCGAGACCUCGGUCACCAUGGCUCAGCAGUGUAUGUUGGAAGGAAAACGAUUUUAUUGCCGCGAAUGGGCAUUUCAGAAAUUAUUCCACUGCUUGGAGAGCAGACCAACGUCUAAAACAUGCGGGACUCUCAUUAUGGGCGGGCCUGGGAGCGGCAAGACGGCGUUGUCUGCGGAAAUUGUGUGGUCGACCUCGAAUCAUGGAAAACAACGGACACUAAGCCGACGCGUACUUGGUUUCCAUUUUUGCCAGGCUCAUGAUAACGAGACAUUAUCAGUAUCGACUUUUAUUCUGGGGUUAGUGGCUCAAUUAUCGAGAUCAAACCUCCUGCACGGAUACGAAGACAAAAUACGCGACCCAUCUGUUCAAGCAGUCCUCGAGCCGUCGGAAUGUGGACGCAAUCCUGAUGAGGCCUUCAAAAAGGGCGUUUUGUUACCGCUAUUAGCUUUGAGUCCACCUCAGCGGUACUGCUUUAUUUUGGUGGACUCAAUUGACGAAGGGUAUGUUGAACCAAGUGGGAGUCGAUCAGCAGGCGGAGGUAGCCGGACAAUCGCUGAGUUAUUAGCUAAUAAUCACGAACUGUUCCCGCCGUGGUUGUUAUUGGUGUGCACAGCUCGCCGACAAAGCAAAAAUGUCACACGUAUGUUCACAGGUUUCCGAAAGAUAAGCCUGGAUGAUUUGAGGAAAUCGCACGUCGUGAGAGAUGUCCAGCAAUACAUAUUAUGCCGUCUAGACAGGGAAGAGAACUUAAGACAACACCUGAGUAGGGAAACAGCCGAAAUGUUGAACCAGCUGCAUAUAAAAAGCAACGGGUGUUUCAUGUAUUUGGAAAAGGUGCUCGACGGUGUUGCGGAGAAUUUUAUUAGUCUACGCGACAUAUCAGAAAUUCCCGGUACACUCAAUGGACUCUAUUUAUGGCUAUGUCAGCGUUUAUUUGUACGCAAACAAUUCGCCAAGAUUCAGCCCAUAUUGAACGUUAUGUUGGCUGCCAAACGACCUGUCACCGACUUGCAACUUUAUGCAGCGGCACGCACGAGGAAUACCGGCCUCGCGCAGGACGAAUUCGACCGGCGCCUGGAAAUGAUGACCAAGAUUCUGGUGAAAAGGAAAGACAACACCAGGAUUAUAUUUCAUCACAGUUUUGCCGAGUGGCUGCUGGACGUAAAGCACUGUACACACAAGUAUUUGUGUAACACAGCUGACGGACAUGCCAUGUUGGCAAUGAAGUACACGUGCAAUGCAGCAGAACUAACUCCAGUAGCAGUGCAGAGUUUUGCAGAGCAUCUCCUCGAUGCGCACCUCUGCCCUCCUUUGGAGCCAUAUCACUUGGCGCUGUGGCUUGUCUGGGCUGGCACGCCACUACAGGAUGCACUGCUGUCAUCAACACCCAAAAACCAGGAUGUGUUGAAACUAUUGGUUGAUGCGGGGUCAACGGUCAUCAGUUUAGAUGAGAAUGCAAUGGCUUUGCAGGAAGCCCUGGAAAAGGAAGAGUGCAUACGUAAUUUACUUGACAAUGGUGCUGUUGUGAACAAUAAAGAUAGCAAUGGCAGGACGUUAUUAGCCAAUGCAGCAUAUUGUGGCAACUUGAAUGUUGUCAAACUUUUGCUAUCUCGAAAUGCAGACAUUGAAGCAAUUGAUAAAAAUGGCCAGACACCUUUAAAUUUAGCUUCUCGCCAGGGUCAUUCGGAAAUAGUUAAUUGCCUUUUGGAUCAUAGUGCAAAAGUUGACCAUACGGAUCAUGAAGGGUGGACUGCUCUUCGGUCAGCUGCCUGGGCUGGACACACUGAUGCAGUUGUGUCACUGUUGAAUGCUGGUGCUGAUGUGGAUGCAGCUGAUGGCGACCAGCGUACUGCCCUGAGAGCAGCAUCUUGGGGUGGCCAUGAUGAUAUUGUGAUAAGCUUAUUGCAGCAUGGUGCUAGUGUAAAUAAAGUUGACAAGGAGGGUCGCACCGCUCUUAUUGCAGCAGCAUAUAUGGGACAUACUGAAAUUGUGGAUCAUUUGCUCGAUCAUGGUGCUGAAAUUGAUCACAAGGAUUCAGAUGGUCGAUCAGCAUUAUCAGUGGCUUCGUCCAGUAAGGGUCAUUCAGAGGUUGUUAGUAUGCUGAUUGAACGGGGAUCUGCAGUUGAACUCCAAGACAAUGAUGGGAUGACACCUUUAUUGGUUGCGUCAUAUGAAGGUCAUCAUGAAAUUGCUGAACUUUUACUUGAAGGAGAUGCAGAUGUGGAGCAUGCUGAUAAUAAUGGCCGGACAUCACUGCUCGCAGCUGCAUCUAUGGGGCAUGCAAAAGUUGUGAAUGUCCUCUUAUUUUGGGGUGCUGCAGUUGACCCAAUUGAUGCAGAGGGAAGGACUGUGUUAUUCAUUGCAGCUGCACAAGGUAACUGCGAUGUUGUGAGGAUGCUGCUAGAUAGAGGUCUAGAUGAGAUGCAUCGGGAUAAUGCUGGUAUGACCCCAUUACAUAUGGCAGCCUUAGAAGGCAAAGAAGAUGCAUGUGAUGUUUUACUUGAGCAAGGUGCCCGAGCAAAUGAAGUUGACAAUGAUGGCAGAACAGCACUUGUUCUUGCAGCCCAGGAAGGCCAUCUGGAAGCUGUGAAAGUACUGUUGGAUUUUGGUGCAAAAAUUGAUCAUGUUUCUCAUGAUGGAAGAAACUCACUUAGAACUUCUGCAAUUGAGGGUCAUAAAGAAGUGGUACAUCAUUUGAUCUGUCGGGGAUCUAAUGUUAAUUACAAAGAUGGAGAGGGCCGUACCACUUUGUAUAUGUUGGCAUUAGAGAAUAGACUGGAAAUGGCAGAAUAUUUACUGGAGAAUGAUGCAUAUGUGGAGUGCACAGAUACAGAGGGAAGAACACCAUUACAUGUAGCAGCCUGGCAAGGACAUACAGAGAUGGUGGAGUUGCUGCUAAAACACCAUGCUAAGGUAAAUAGCACUGAUAAUGAUCAGCGCACUGCACUUCAAUCUGCAGCAUGGCAGGGGAAUGAUGACAUUGUCAAGGUGUUGCUGGAGAAAGGCGCUACUGUUGAUCACACCUGUAAUCAAGGAGCAACAGCAUUAUGUAUUGCAGCUCAAGAAGGCCAUGUAGAGGUGCUACAUGCUUUACUGCAACACGGUGCUGAUGCCAACCAUGCCGAUCAGUUUGGCCGUACUGCUAUACGAGUUGCUAUCAAAGGAAACCAUGAUGGGGUUAUAAAGCUUCUGGAGAACUGGGGUGUCUCUAACCCUUUACGGCCAAGUGGGUCACGUAGUGACCCAGUACGUAGAACCGCCUCAAUCCCAUCUACAUCUAGUAAUGGUAUGCAAGGUAAUGGUGCUAUAAUGUCAUCUAGUUCCACUGAAACAUCUCCUGACUCCACAAUCGAUAAACGCAAGUCAAUGGCAUCAAACAUCUCGUCAAAAUCGUCAUCCAAUUUAACUUCAACAUCAACCAAUUUGUCAUCAUUUACUUUUCCGCCACCACCGACAGAAGCACCCCCUGGGCUCUCAUUUACUGAACAAAUACAACAGCACACUGUUGUAGUUCCUCAACCUGAAAAGAGCAACUCACAAGAAAAUGUGCGACCGGAACCCCCACGUAAUUUAUUGUUACACUGUCACACACUUCCAGAAAGAGGUACUGUAAAUGUACCAAUCAGCCGAGCAAAAAAACAUUCACUUAAAAAGUCAAAGAAAUCUUCCAGCUCACCGCCUCAGCAGUUCUCGCCAACACAUACUGGUCAUUUGGCAUCAAAGCAGCAUCCUGUAAUGCAGAAACCCCCAUCACCAGAACACCGACCACGUAAUCUAAUCCAACUUGGAAUGCCACAUACAAUCACUGAUCACAUCAUAAUGGGACGCAAAUCAUCCUUACCAUCUGGUGUAUCGCUUCAGGAUGCCCACUUACACCAAGUAUUGAACACUAAGCCACACAUGUCUCCAGAACCAAAGCUGAAACGCAAUGGGAUUGUCACUAACCCAAACUUUAGCAGUAUGCUAAAACAAAGCAGCUAUUACAAGAGUGAUACACUGACUAAACAUGGCAUCAUUAAUAAUGGAAAUUCAGACUCUAGUAAUUCUACUUUGGACUAUAAACAGAAUUUAAAAAGAACUGAAAUCACCAGCACUCAUAAUGGAUUCAAAAAGGAAACUCCACUUUAA
This is a messenger RNA of Saccoglossus kowalevskii, 4488 nucleotides long. RefSeq lists its product as uncharacterized. Lineage: Eukaryota; Metazoa; Hemichordata; Enteropneusta; Harrimaniidae. Gene Ontology annotation, molecular function: protein binding; RNA nuclease activity; RNA binding. The record is from RefSeq and is a predicted model, not a curated record. Gene Ontology annotation, biological process: RNA processing.